This is a messenger RNA of Lytechinus pictus (painted urchin), 7029 nucleotides long. RefSeq names its product adenosine deaminase 2-like. Gene Ontology annotation, biological process: adenosine catabolic process; inosine biosynthetic process. The transcript is spliced from 10 exons. Lineage: Eukaryota; Metazoa; Echinodermata; Echinoidea; Temnopleuroida; Toxopneustidae. Gene Ontology annotation, molecular function: adenosine deaminase activity. The record is from RefSeq and is a predicted model, not a curated record. The coding region runs from base 556 to 2151 and encodes 531 amino acids.
AUUCUGUAGCAGGUCAGGUGAUAUCGGCUGCCUAAGCGCGCGCUCUCAAAUCAGCUGGUACACAUGUAAAUAUGCAUGUACACCAUAGAGAUAUAUAGUAUACAUCUCUAUGAUGUACACACACUGCAGAGGCGCGGCAGAGACAACACAGCCACAGCACAGGGUCAAGUUCGGACACUCUUUAAUUUAAUAAACCUAGCCUAAAUCUACUGAUGGCAACACACAUAGUUUCAUUUGCCAGAGCUAAUCCCUAGGCUAUAGUCGUCCAGAGCUUCUUAUGCUGCUUCUUAAUUGGAACUUUCUUGCAGAAAAUUGAUUAUACAAUUACAAGUAUUGUAAAUGUAAUACUAAAAAUAGCUAGAUUUUAUUUGUCGCAUUAUUUAUGAAGUUAGAACUCAUAAGCUGAAAGUGAUACAGGCCAAUCCCUGCUCUGGUGGACGCAUGAUCUUCUGUUCCCAAGUUUUAUGUCCAGAUCCUGGUGAUAUUGUGACUGACAUCUGAGGAGUUGGUGGUCCAGUGUUGCAGUAUCCCUGCUGCUUAUGCUUGGUGAAAAAGAUGGAGAUAUUUCAUCAUUCCUGGUGCUUCCUCUUGCUUCUGGUCUGCCUAGGACUGUUCUACUCAACAAGGGCUGAUGGUGGUGUCCCACUUUCAAAGUACUUGGAUGAGAGAAACCAGUUCCUACAGAAUGAAAUUGUGCGAGGUGUUGGAGCAGAUCUGGUCCUGAACCAAAAAGAGAAGAGAGUGGACGGUAUUUUGCUUGCAGCAAAGAAAAAGGAGUUCAUUGAGGGGUUUGCAGAGACAUUCCCACCAACUGUGAACUUCUUGGAAGGAAAACCGCUUGUUGAAAAAAGUGUUGUAUUUGACAUCAUUAAAAGAAUGCCCAAAGGGGGCAUCCUCCACAUUCAUGAGAUUUCAAUGGCCGAUCCCUGGUGGGUGAUUCAGACGAUUACGUAUCUUCCGCACCUACACUACUGCGUCAUGGAUGACUACUUCUCGUCGAUCCGCUUCAAGUUUUCAGAGGCCAUGCCCCAGGAGAAGCCAGCAGAAUGCAAGACGGAGUGGCACCUCGUCUCAGAAGAAAGAGAGGCUAUGGGUGCCUCUUCUUUUGAUCAGUUGCUAUACCAUAACCUGACUAUGUUUGCGCAGCACCCGGACGAUGUGUACGCAAACACGACGAUGUCCUGGCUUCGGUUCCUGAAUGCGUUGAACUCUCUGACGAACCUGUACUACAGCACAACAUCGUUUGAACUCUUUGUGAGGCAGAGUCUCCUUCAGAUGGUCCAGGACAAUGUCCAGUAUGUAGAGAUCAGAUCAUUGCUCUUUCCACUUGAGGAGUUGGAUGGUACCAUUCACUCUCCGGAGUACACCUUGCAGAAGUUCAUCAAGGUUGCAGAGGAAUUCAAGAAGUCCUAUCCGAAGGAAUUUGUGGGCCUCAAAAUAAUAGCAUCUUCCAUCAGACAUCCAGUCAAUAGAACCUUCAUCAUGGACCAGGUCCUACAGGCGAUAGAUCUACGUAAGAGGUACCCGGACUACUUUGCUGGGUAUGACCUAGUAGCCCAAGAGGAUGGGGGAGGGCCCACCUUUGACUAUCUCAACGAGCUCCUGUACCCCUCCGAAGUUGGCGCAGACUUGCCAUUUUUCUUCCAUUCGGGUGAAACAAACUGGCAGGGAACGUUUGUUGAUGACAAUCUUAUUGACGCUGUUCUCCUCAACACAAGUCGCAUUGGGCACGGCUUCGCCAUCACUAAGCAUCCCUCUGUCAUGGAGAUCGUAAAGUCGAAGGGCAUCGCCAUAGAGCUAAACCCAAUUUCAAACCAGGUGCUUCACUUGGUCCAUGAUUUGAGGAACCACAUCGGUGCUACCCUGAUAGCGGACGAUUACCCGGUGGUGGUCAGCUCAGAUGACCCCGCAGCGUGGGGGUCAUUGCCCUUGUCACAUGACUACUAUAUGGCCUUCAUGGCCAUGUCUGGAGAGACGACCGGCUUGACGCUACUCAAGCAGCUAGCUUUGAACACAUUCAAAUACAGUGCCAUGACAGAGCCUGAGAAGGCUGCAGCAAACAGUCUAUGGCAAGCCAAAUGGGACAUAUUCCUGGAUGAAAUAAUUGCAAAAUAUGAACAUGCUGGAAUAACAGUGAAAGAGGAGCUGUGAUGCUUCAAUAUGUGCCUUGGUGCUGUUCUACACAAUGUUUUCUACCAGAUAUUCUCUAAAUAUCCAUGGACUUUGGGUAUAUUGCUGUCUUUUGCUCAAUACUGAUUAAUCUACACCAGGGUCCCGUAACAUAAAGGUUAGCGAUUGAUCGCUAAUUUAAAUAACAAUGCUGACUGGUUCAUAGUCAGUCUACUUAGCAAAAUGCACAUGCAACAAGGAUCUUAAUAAGUCAUUUCAGUUAGCGAUUAAUCGCUAACCUAUGUGUUACGGCGCCCAGGGCCCCAUCUUACAAGGAGUUACGAUUAGUCCGAUCACCCUCAACUCUACGGAAAUCCAUCAGUGUCAUAAUUUCUAUUUCAGGAAAUUUGCACGAUGUCUUUUGUAAAUUGAGAGAAGCACACUGAAUCUUCAAGAAAAUUAAUAAUGUAAAAAUAUGCAUCAUAUCUGGAAAAUAUUGAACAAACAUGCAUUUUGGAUGUUGACGUUGCUGGCUUUCCGUAGUUGUGGUUGAUCGGAUCGAUUGCAAUUCCGUUUGGUCUUAUCCCACAUGGUCUAAUCCUACUUCGUCUACAAGCAGUUUGUUUAAUAACCAUUUGGUCUAUUUGCCAUUUAGCCCAUUAAUACCAUGUUUUCUUAUUUCCAGUAUGGCACUUCUCAUUUUGUCUAAUAUCCACUUGGUACGACAACAAAUAGUCUAUAUGAUAAUGAACCAAAAGUUGAAUGAAGUUUUCAUUUAACAAUGAAAGUAAAAAUAAUAAGUGAUGAUGGGUUCUUAUAUAGCUUAGGUUCUACUGGGCUGGCGCUCACGGAUGAAGUGGAUGAAGUUGAAUCUAGAAAACUGGUCAUUAAACUAAUACCUCAGUCAUAUUUAAUCUACCGCGACCGUACAGCGAGUCGAAAGCAGCCAUUUUCACAUUUUUUGUACCAGCUGCACAUAGGUGCCUCGAAUAAAAAAAUGAAACUGCUGUUUUUGACUCAUCAUAUGGCCGCCGUAGAGCAAAUGUGACUGAAGUAUAGGGCCUAAAUGACAAUGAGACUAAAUGGUUAAUUAGACCACAUUUACAUAGUAGACCAAAUAAGCUUAUUAGCCCAUGUGGUAUUAGAAUAUCUGAGAUGUAGACCAAGUAAAUGAAUACAAACGGAAUUAAGCUCAUACAAUGGUGCUAGAAUUCACCUGUGUUCAACAAUAUACAUGAAAUUUAUGUGACCUCAUAAGCUAGAUUUGCAAACGUGAAUCGUCAUUCAAAACACAAACAUGAAUCACAGCAGCGCGCAGUAUGAUAUUAACACGGAAGUAUGCCAACGCAAUGACGUCAUAGAAUCAUGAUUCAAAUAACCAUUAUGUUUAUUUGACCUGUUUUGAAUGCAAUCCUGCAGAAACGUAUUUCCAAAUGCCCUUUUUUUUCUGUGUUCAUGUUUGUGAUUUUAAACAUGUUUAUUUUUACACCAAACGCAACCAUGAUUCUGCACAAACAUCUUUCUAAACAUGUUUCAAAUCAUGAUUCUAGGGUUUAUAAAAACUGCCGCAUAAACACACCUUAGUAGGAUGCGAUCCCGGUAGGAUGCGAAAGAUAUUAUGUUUAAAUUUGCCAGCGCCAUAAUGAGGCUGCGAUGAAUGCAAGGAAUGCUCCCCAGGGAGUGGAAUUGUACACUUUUUGUGUGGGAUUUAAAUGAAUCCAAUGACCGGGGUAACGAUAUGCUGUAACACACUUUGAGCCAUUCUGGGAAAAGCGCUAUAUAAAAAAAAUUAGUAGUAGUAGUAGUAGUAGUACUUAUAAACUACGGGUAAUACCAAAAAGCCUUGACAGAAACCUCAAAUCUAAAACUGAAAUCUCCAUCUGACUUUAACUUCUUCUGGCAUUCUUCUAGAGACCUGAAGUAGGGAUGACCCGAGGUAAAUAUAUGAGGCAGUAUAUUCCAUCUGCUUGAAGAGAUUUUUGAAAUACGGAUACAAAGUAGGUAGUUGGUGAUAGUACCAUGAUCAUGUUCGGCAUCUUGUGUAUAUCUUCUUUUAUCAGGGUUUUUUUGUCGGUGAGUAUUUUUAUUGAGACUUUGUUAUAUGACUUUUGGCAUAUUUCAUUGCUGUCAAACUCUCCUACAUGUAGGCCAUCUAAUACAGAGGCUUGCAUGCAAUCAUGACACUACAGUGAACAAUCAAAAUCAAAUUUAUGAUUGCAUUUGAAGUGUGUUCAAAAUGACCAAUGACCAAUCAAAAUCAUGCUUUCCAUAUUUGCAAUUGAUCAUAAACCUUCUGUGAUACUGGCUCCUCAAAGGGUUUUAUAAAAUUAUGGAAACAAUUAGCAUUUCCAUAUUACAACUGAAAUAUGACCAAGUAAUUGAAUGAAUCAUUGACUUCGCCAUACAUAUGUCAAAGAGAUAUUUGUAUCAAAACAUUAAGAUGUUUUGUAAUGUAAUGCAACAUGUGUACAUAUACAUGUAACUUGUGAAACAAGUAGUAUACUGGGUAUUGGUGUGCGUGCCUUUUUGUGUGCAUAUGUGUUAAGCAGUAUUCUAGUUUGAAAUGUAUAAUCAUAUUUGUCCUAAAAAAUCUAAUGCCUUUUGUGAACAGGGUACAUACAAGAGAUAUUUUUGCAGGGUGUCUGGUCAGGAAUAUUUGGACCAACUAAACUUCUUGAAAGUUGAGAAAAAAAUAGUUUUUGUCCAUAACACAAAAUAGUUUUUGUCCAAAGUUGUGCUGACAGUUCAAGCUUGUGACAAAUCAUAUUAUUGUGUAAGAUUGAUUGGAUAAUAUCAUGAAUUCUUUCACCCAACUUUGCACAAGAAAUCUUUUAUAUGACAGUAGUUGCAUAAAAUGUACAAGUGAGAUGGUAAAGGCUUUAUGUGUAUUCUUACCUUUGGAUUUGAUGUAAAUGUUUGUAUAUGUGUCUUUUUGCAGGCUGGGUUAUGGCUAAAUUGUUAACAUUUAAGCCAUUGAUAAAUCAUGUUUAAAAGUAAGCUGUAGGCCUAUAUAUAAGGUUAAACAGAAUGAAUAAUCGGUAAAUUGCCAAUUGUCCACUGCCAACUCAUCCACUCACCACAUGGUCUACCUUCAUUUAGUGUAAUGCCAUUCCGUUCAUCAACAUUUCGUCUAACAACCAUUUGGUCCAAUCUUCACUUUGUCUAAUCACCAGUUCGUCUAUUACCACUUCGUCUAAUAACCAGUUGGUCUAAUACCCACUUUCUUUUCAUUCAUUUAACACAAUUAACACUUUAGUUUUAUUAGACCAAAUGGUAUAUGGACUAAAUUAUUAGACGGAAUGGCAUUAGACUAAAUGAAAGUAGACCAUGUGGUGAGUAGACAAACUGAUGAUAGACCAAAUGAUAGUAGACAAGUUGGCAAUGGACAAAUUGGCGAUAGACGAAUUGGAAAUAAACAGGAUAGUCCAGACAGGUUGAAGUAAUGUAUGUAUAGUACUUUGGGGAUAUAUGCUACAUGUAUAUAUGCAUAAUAAUGUGUAGGUUUGGUUUAUGGUAGUAUUAUUUAACAAUUAAGCCUUGUUUAUAUUUGUGUAUUUAUGUAAGCAUGAUACUGUUCAACAGAAGAAAAAAAUAUUUCAUGCAGGUUAUGAAUUUAUAAGUUUAAGUAAUGGUUUUGUAGGUAUUAUACUUUUUUGAAUAUAUGGUACAUGUAGAUAUAUCUUUUUAAUGUAUAGGCUAGGGUAAUAACAUUUGCUUAAUGGUCAAACCAUUUUUAAUCAUGUACAAAUGUAAGCUAGCUACAUAUCACGUCGGGCCAAGCUCUAAACAUGAUGAAUAGUUCAUCCAAAGGACGCAUUUAUCAUUUCAGCCUAAGGCUUUUCUUAUUAUAAGUAUAUAGAGUUAAAUUAGAAUCAUGUUUACUUUUUAAUAAUCAUAAAUGGUUUGUUUUAAUGGCAACCAAAGAAGGGUCCUUUAAAGGACAAGUCCACCCCAACAAAAAGUUUAUUUGAAUAAAAAGAGAAAAAUUAAAAAAACACUGAAAAUUUCAUCAAAAUCGGAUGUAAAAUGAGAAAGUUAUGACAUUUUAAAUUUUCGCUUAAUUUCGCAAAACAGUUAUAUGCACAUCCUUGUCAGUAUGCAAAUGAGGAAACUGAUGACAUCAUCCACUCACUAUUUCCUUUGUAUUUUGUUAUAUGAAAUAUUGUAAUUUUCUCAUUGUCAAGUGAAACAACGAUUAAUUCCUCUCUGAACAUGUGGAAUAAGCAUAUGGUUCAGUCAAGUUUGUCCUUAUUGUCAAAAAUUUUAAAAAAUGAAAUAUUGUAGAAUUCAAACUAUAAAAAUCAAAAGAAGUAGUGAGUGAGGGACAUCAUUGUCUCUUUCAUUUGCAUGUCACAAGUUGUUUUGUGAAAAAUAAGUGCAAUUUUAAAAUGUCAUAACUUUCUUAUUUUACAUCCAAUUUUGAUGAAAUUUUCAGCGUUAUACUAGCGUGAUUUUUCUUUAUUCAAAUCAAGAUCUUUCUGGGGUGGACUUGACCUUUAAAACAGAUCUGAAAGUCAUUUAACCAGAAUAAAAGAUAAUAAUGUAGAUAAUUUCAAAUUCAAUUUAUCCCGAUCAGACUGCAUGGUCUAAAGUAACUGAAUGUAACGAUGUAAAUAUGGAUUGGGAAAAUUUCCCAUCUAUAUUAUUAUCAAUAGUAGAUAUGUGCGCACCUCUGAAAAAUGGAUGAACCAUGAAAUAAUCACUUUAAUUAAAGAGAGAAAUGUAGCUUACAAAAACAUGAAUUAAGGCUUUCCAAGAAACCUGUGCCAGUCUUCAGUUCAUUACUUGGGUAAAAAAAAAAUGAAUUUCAUACUGGACCCCGUGCUCAAAGAUUGGAAGAUUACUGUUCUCCCAAUAAAUGAACCAUAGCUACCUCCUUAUGUUGUUUACUGUGUGAUAAAUAAAUAAAGAUAGAUAGAU